Messenger RNA from Penicillium samsonianum, 276 nucleotides. Its product is annotated as tetratricopeptide repeat protein. The transcript has 2 exons. Lineage: Eukaryota; Fungi; Ascomycota; Eurotiomycetes; Eurotiales; Aspergillaceae. The record is from RefSeq and is a predicted model, not a curated record. Bases 1 to 276 code for a protein of 91 amino acids. Gene Ontology annotation, molecular function: protein binding.
AUGCAUCGACGAGACCUAGAAAGGAGUGAGAAAGUUCUUGGAUGGAAAAAUGACGAGGCGGAAGCGAUGCAUCGACGGGCGUUGGAGGCACGAGAGAAGGUGCUUAGAAGCGAGCAUCCUAACACGCUCACUAGUGUUAUUAACAUUUGCAAUAUACUCUAUAGCAAAGGGAAAUAUAAAGAGGCGCAAGGGAUGUUUCAACGGGCUUUAGAAGGAUGUGAAGCGCUACUAAGAUAUGAAAACCUCGAAACAGUGAUAAGUCUCGUCAUUCUUUAG